UGGUGUGAAGAGAUGUGUAUGCAGUGAAGCGAGUGAUAUCAACAAGGGACAAAUCUUUCGGAAAUUGCGGGGCUCAAUCAUCUAAAUUGUCCUCUUGUUGCUAAGAAUUGAAGAUCAAGAUGUCAGGAAUGGAUGCAGCACGCCAAUCAAGCAAUACCCGCGAAAUCCCGACCAGGAGAGUGCUCCUGACCGAUGAUAAUCUGCCAUCGGAUUACAGCACCACUCCUGGGGGAACUAUGUUUUCCACUACCCCGGGAGGAACUCGCAUUGUCUACCACAGAAACGUUUUAAUGAAAUGUCGAAAGUCCCCGCUAGCCCAGACACCACCCAAGUUACCAAUUAUCCCGGGGGUGACUGCACCAGGACAGGUAGAGAUUGAUGAAGACUGUGGUAAUGAAAAUGAGGCCCCUGUUGUCCGACAGAAUGGAGCACCUGUCAAAUCUGAUUCAGCCGAGCAUACUGAGGAACAGUUCGAGAUGGAUAUUUGAGGUCACUACCCUUAAUGCCUUUCAAACAGUUUCCAAAUGGAUCUAGACUUUGUGUUACAUGUGUAGACCUCGUCAUUUUAACACAAACUUUACGUGGUAUUGAUGUGAUGUGGCCUGGAAUCAAAGGAAACUGUUUUUCAUUACUGUAUUGAACACCAAAAUAGAUAGAGAUAAUUUUAAACUGAAAAAAAGGAUGUGUCCCGAAAUAUUUCCUAGAUUAGUGACUUCGAAGCAUUCUAAGUGUGUGAGGCGAGACAGCAUUAAAGAUGCUAAUGUUGUGAGAUCUGGCUUCCUUUGUAUGUUUGUCCAAUACUUCACAUCAGACGUGUACAUGUAUGUAGCCUUUCCAUUCAUCUCUCUUAUAAUAUGACUUGAUGGGUGAACACUUUCAGAUUGUGGAGACAAAUACUUUAAAACUCAAUACACUGUCAAAGUUUCUUUGUGUUUUGUGGGUUGGUGUAACUAACAAGUAAUUAGUUUUUGCUAUGGUCUUUGAUAUAGUUGAGGUCGUUUCUAUUUUGUAUGGUGUGGAAUUGCUCGCAGAUUAUGGGAUAAAGUAUCAAGGUCGGGUGCUGUACCAAUGUACUAGGUACAUAUCAGAUGUUCCUGGAGACUGUUAAAAUUGUGCUGUUUGCAGGCUUCAUAUUGAACUUAUCAUUACUUUAUGUUCAUGUUCAAGAAAAAAGAUCACUGUUUCUUUCCUGACAUGAUCUCAAAAUUUCACAACCUGAAAGUUUCACCCAACUGUCAUAUUGGCUGAAUUGUAGGAAGUAACAUUGGUAAUCUUGAGGUAAGGAGAUACCGGACACUACUCAUGAAAACACUAGAAUGUACCACCUAAAUCCAGUUUCCAAUUCACUGACACUGACAGAUUUGGUAUGUUAGGCUCAAUGACCGGGCAUGAGGAAUAAGUAAUUAGAUUUCGUGGGCUUUUAUAAAGCCCUCACAGGAGUCUCAUAUCUAAAGAUUCAGGGGUGAUCCACAUAAUAAGUAAAGGGAAGAACUUGGUAAGUCGCCAUCUUCUUCCAAGGUUUAUCUGCUGUUUGUAAGAAUAACAUUCCUCAGUCUUGUGUACGGAUGAUUCUGGGUCUAUGCAAAGCCACUUCUAUAUUUCUGGUAAAACUGAAUGCUCAGGACUCGGAAGAUUGCAUGACCUGAAACCCAGUUUAUUCUUCUUAAGAAAAAUAACCAAAAACUGCAUAUUACCCUGAUCAUGAAUAAGUGCUAAGUUUGAGGAUUAUGUGUAUGCAGUGUUUGUACCAGUUCUGUUUCAAGUCUUUAAUGUUUGCUUGAUGCCUAAACAUAAAGUUUUAUUUGUUGGGGAAGACUUGAAUUGGCCAUAACGGUUCGGGUUCUGCACAGAUCCUGAAGGCUGGGAUGCCUUGGAAAGUCUACUAUUUUAGUGAAUUGUGAUAAUGACAUUUGCAUUUUGUGUUGAUUUCUAGUUCAGAAGCUGAUAAAACCUUUUCUAAGUGUGUUUACCUAAUGCACUUGAAAGCUUUACAUGUUUCCAAAUCAUAACAAGCUGGCAUCAUGGCAGAUUUACCAGUUGAUUGUGGGAAGAUAACAUGUCAUUUUGAGAAACCCAAUGACAUCUUAUUGGAAUAUCAAGUUGCAUAGUUGCAAAUGCCGUCAUCCAGUUAAUCAGUAUUCUUUGUGUUGCUGGCAUUUUAAACCUGCAGAUAUGCUGAAACAUACAUGUAGUAAUGCAGCGGUCAAUAUGAACUCAGGACCCCCCUAAUCUGGUGGACGCAAAUUCAACUUUUAAUUGAUGGCAGGUCCCGAGGUACUAAAUAUUCUUCCUCUGUCAAUUUCCUGGCAACCUUGCAGAAAACAUGUGUCGGGGUUUGUCAAUUUCCUGGCAACCUCGCAGAAAACAUGUGUCGGGGUUCUGGCGAGCGUCGAAUAUGUGUGGCUUGUCUAACCAGGGGAAGUACAUCGUACCAGCAGUGUGUGACCGGUCAUACACUGCUGAUUGUACAUAGUUCAUGUUGACUGCUGCAUGAGCAUUUUGUGAUGAUGGAAUAAUGUGACAUUAUUAUAGGCCCAUAAGGAACAUGUGAAUUGAAGGGAAAUAGAGUAUUUUACAGUUUAUUGCUAGACCCUGAUAAUACACCAUUUGUACUUUUGUAAUAUUGUGCUUUAUUGCAUCACAGGUGUUGGGACUUGCCGUGGUUUGCGGUGUUACUAUCUCGUCAGAUUUUGCAAUUAUUUCAAAGCUUUUUCUCUUUGAUUUAAUUCUGAGAGUUCAUUUUAUGAGACAAUGAGUUGGUGUCUUUCAUGAAGAUUUGAUAAAAAACAAGACUCCGAGCAAUUCGUUUCAUAACUUUAACGAGAGGUAUUUCUGUGGCAAAGGAAUGAUACUCCUUCCUUAAGUCGGUUCGGUAAAUGUGUGCAGCCUUGCCAUUGAUGAUGUGAUGACGCAUGUUAUAGCUUUUACAAGAAGGAGUGAUCACUCAGCUGACAAUGCAAAUGAGUUGGGAUGAAAGUAAAUCCUCUCUUGGGAUAAAAAUGAAAUCUACUGCAAAAUGUUGAGGUACGGGUAUGGUGUUAAAGUGUGAGGUUAAGGAACUUUUUAUUUCCAUGCUUGUUGAAGUCAUUUCUCCAAACUAACCUUCCAAUUAGAGGUUGAUUUUCUGGAAACCCGGUGUGAUGCCUUGUGUUUUGAUCUGUGCCUGCCAUUGUUCUGCAACAAGCAUCUUGAUAAUGUCACGAAUAAAACCCCAAUUAUCGUGUGUGAUAUCACAACGUCUUUGUUCUGGAAGAGGAUCGUACAUUUUGUAUGUACCAUGUUUUUUAAUCACUUUUGCCAUCUUCCAAAAGGAGAAACAUAUUCUACUAAGUACUGCAACUGUCACAUAUUGUUUUGUUGGUAAUGUUUUCAACAGUGCUGCUGUUGGUCGUUAGAAGAUUAUCAAAAGUUCCAUAAAAGCAAGAAUUACUAUAGCGUCUUGUUUGUUUUCUUGAUGAUAUUGAUAGGUUAAAAUCAUAGCAACUCGUCUUGAUACGUAUACUCAACUAUAUACCCAUCAUUAACUUCAUAUUUCAUUAUCGUGUUACUAUUCUUUAACUGUUGACAUCAGGCACAAAUGUUAAAAACUCUAUAGAUUUGCUGACAUGAUAAGAUAGGUCAACAAUGUCAAUGCUCAUCAGAAGACAACUUUGUUGAUCAAUAUCAAGUAUCAUAAAAUGAAAGCGAAACUACUUGAAACCCAAAUUUCGUUAAAAAUAAGUCACUGGGUAUUACCAAAUGAAAAGUACGUGGGCAAUUGGCUUGAAAUGUGGUCUCGACAGAGUACAUUUAAGAGAAAAUAGUUAAAUGUAGGAUAUAUCCUACAAAUAAAGCCUGUACACUUUCCCAUCAGUCAUGCGGUUUAAAGGUUUAUCAAACAUUAUGUACUUAAUCAUGGCAGAGCAGACUUUUUCACUACACUUUUUUGCUUGGAUUACCGCCACUCUCUUGUGCUAGUGUUAAGAAGCCUUGCAGAUCUGCCGGGUCUAUAUUGAUAUAUAUACAUUGCAACAGCUGGCAUUUUUAAUGUCCUCAAGGGCAAUGAUUGGGGAUGCAUCUAUGAAUAGAAUUUUGAAGUGGAGUAAUGAAGUGGUGUAUGAUGUCAGCUGCUCAGUUAGACGGGGAAACAAGUACAUCCUGGAUUAUAGUGCAAAAUCUGAAAUCCAGUCAAGGUCGUCAUGAAAUUUUGAUUGGCAUUGAUGAUGAUUGAUGGUUUACAUGUAUAUUGGAUGUCACCUAAAAACUCUCUCUGACAACAACACCUUGCAAUUUAACACUAUUCUUUCGAUUGAACUCUGCUUCAGUUAGCAUAAUUUCGCAGUAAAAUGGCUGGGCUCCCCCAGGUAUGGGUUAUGAAAAGAUUGCUCUGAUGAAAGUGACAAAUCAAUGAAAUAGACCAUCCAGAAUGUUGCAAAGGAUUUCAGAUGGUCUGUUGUUGCAUUCAUAAUACAUACCUGUCAUCAGGAGAAAGAGGAUAUCAGUCUAUUGCAUUUAAGAACCUGCAGAAUGGUCUAUUUUCACUUCAUGUGCUCAUCUUUAGUUUCAUCAUAAUAUAUGUGUGUGUCACCAACACCAUCCAAUAUUGGCAUGAUCAAUUAAGGUGAUUGUAAGCCUGCAAGGCAAGGCACCUUAAGCAAGUCACACUCUUAUAUGAACAAAAUGUUGGUGAGUGAAAGCAGUCUUAAAUCAAGUUAGAUGGUGUUGGGGUACACAGACAUUACUGCUAUUCUUUUCAGCCAUAAAAAGCUCACUCUUUGCUCUAGCAUUUUAUUCGGUCACAGACAUUUGGCCACUGGCCAGUAGAAUCUUAAACGUGGUCAAAGUGACCCUGGAGUGUUUUGGAGAAUCCAUCUAUAGUGCGGGCGACUUCUUCACUGACUCUGUGUGUAUGGAAAGGCAGCAUCUUUCAUUAACUUCUAUGAUGAUAUCCAGUUUCUACUCGGAUAACUUGUCAAAACAACAACCAGCUAAAUAGCCAAGACUUGGUCAUUUAUCAGUUGCGAUAUUCAUAUAAAAUGUAUAAAGAUACUGUGAUGAAAGACACAACUUGAAGGCUGAGUGUGCCCAAGCAUUUUUGGGGCUCAUUUCCUGUAGGACGCAGUGAGAAGUUGGUCAAAAUUGAGAAAAUUGAAAAAAAUUUAAUUGUAUAUCGAAAAAACACCAAACGUUGUCUUUUUGAGGCUUUAUAGUGGUACAAAUAUUUUUUAGAUGGGCCACUUCUGGGAUGAAUUGUCAUUUUCCAAUUUUCUCGAACAAAUCUACUGGUCCUGCAGGGUAAAAUAUCCAGAAAUCAUGCCCGUACAAAACAUGACACAAGAGACUACGGUGCCAAAGAUGCCUGUUCAGAGGUGCCAAUACCUUCUGGGUACCUGGUGACAAUGAACAGUGCACAUCAACUUUUAAUUGGGAUAGUCAGGUAGUUAAAUAUAUGGGGAAUGUCUCGCAUCUUGGUUCAGUGCUAGUUUUUCUAUAUCAUGUGAAUAUUGAUUGUGAACUGACGUGCUGAAGUCUGUUUUAUUGCACAGUUGUACAUGUAUCUGUAUCCCUUGUUGAAUGAUGGUUGAUUACCCUUGAAGCUGAUGUUUGGACCUUGCUUGUUAAAUUGGCUGCACUUGAAGAGAACAACGUUUCCUUUUACAAUCAUGGACUUCCUGCAUUUGCCCGGUAAUCUUGUGAUGUGGAGCUUGGCCAAGGCCUCUCAGUGCCUUGUUGACUGUCCUGAUAUGUUGGUAGCCAAGGCUUGUUUACUGUCUGCUUCCACAUCGGUGUCAGUUUAUGAGAAAUGUUCUUGGACCUCCUGGUGAUACCAGAGUUGAUGAGGUUCAGGGUCUAUUGUCACAGAGCAGGAUUUGAAUUUGUUUCUUUGUAAUUUCCUCAGUGAUUCCCUGUUCAAUUAUCAAGAGAUAUUUAUCAUUAUAUUGAAAUGGUGCUGUCACGUUUUGAGAUGUUGGAGUAAAUCUGAUGACUGGACUGGUGAAAUACUGCUACUAAACCAAGAUGCUCGAUUUCAAACACGCCCACAAAUUUUUGCAGCCAGUCAUUGUGAGCUGCAGUUCUUACAGGCAAAUAUUUAGUACAUUUCACACAAAAUGCUCUGCUCAACAAUUUUUUAUUCGGGUAUGAUUUCAGGAUUUAUCUGAUGACUUUGUGACAUUGUUUGCAUAUAUACACUGUAAAUAGUGAGGAUAUAUUCUGUGACGAUUGGCCAAUAACAUUCAAUCAAUCAUUUCAGAAAUUUUUCUUUGAAUUGUGUAAAUAAAUCUCUACGGUUGAAAUAUUCAAUGUCUCGGCUCUGAUUGCUCGAUUCAGAUGUGUACUAUGAAAUUAUUUGGUGCCUUGGAAAAUUUCUGAUAUUGAUUCAUAUGAUUUUAUGAUACACGUGUAAAUGGAAUGUUUAAAUCAAGAUACAUACUUAACAUUGCACUGUUUGGACUAUUGGCCUUGGAUGUUAAAGGCACAGCUGUCUUGCAUAACUAUUUAACUUGACUCAAUCGCAGGGCCUGCUGCAAUUACGCUUUCUGCCUGCCUGGAUUGGCAACUCCUUGUCUUCAUAAGGAUCUUGUCGAGACAAAUGCAAAUAAAGGUGUGCAGAUGUAAAGGAUCAAAAUCUUCAGAAACUACUGGAUACGGGUGUCUUAAGCAACACAGUUAGCGUUGUGAUUGGGUCACCAAUGCAAAACAUUGUUAACAAUCAAGAAACAAACCUUCACAUUAUGUAUAAAUGCAAACAAUCAAAUAAAACCUGAAUAGAUUCAUGCAAA
This is a messenger RNA of Lineus longissimus, 6761 nucleotides long. RefSeq names its product eukaryotic translation initiation factor 4E-binding protein 1-like. The transcript is spliced from 3 exons. Gene Ontology annotation, cellular component: cytoplasm. The record is from RefSeq and is a predicted model, not a curated record. NCBI's taxonomy places the organism in Eukaryota, Metazoa, Nemertea, Pilidiophora, Heteronemertea, Lineidae. Gene Ontology annotation, molecular function: eukaryotic initiation factor 4E binding. The coding region runs from base 120 to 488 and encodes 122 amino acids. Gene Ontology annotation, biological process: negative regulation of translational initiation.